AGUUCGGCGUUCUAGAAAGUGCGUCAUGAAGCACCCUUCUGAGUGACGGGCGGCUCUGAAUGGAGCUCGAGGAGGAAGAGGAGGGGGGCGCGUUUGUGAGUCAGAACGACGCAAGCGAAGAGGAGGGACGCGCGCAGCAGCAGCAACAGCGGAGGCAGGAGGAGCGGCAGCCGCAGCAGCAUCAUCCUUCUCAUCCGCUAGGAGCUCCAUCACCGUGUCCGUCACCCACGCAGGGCCGCAAACGAAACACCUACCUAGUGCUGAAAAAUAUUCGUUGAAAUAAACGACUAAUUCAGAGCCUGAGGCUUGUCGUCAGGCCCCUUGUUACAUUUCUGCAGCAUGACAAAGGAGGAGAAUGUAGAGGUAGAGGAGGCUCAGACAGCCUCUGACUACCACAGCCUGGUUUUGGAACCACGCAAGAGGCCUAUGGUUCACCCAUCUGCCCCAGCUCCACUCCCAAAGGACUAUGCCUUCACAUUCUUUGAUCCAAAUGACCCUGCAUGUCAGGAAAUCCUCUUUGACCCUCACACCACCAUCCCAGAACUCUUUGCUAUUAUACGGCAAUGGGUACCACAGGUGCAGCACAAAAUUGACACAAUUGGAAAUGAGAUCUUAAAGAGAGGCUGUCAUGUCAAUGACCGUGAUGGUCUUACAGACAUGACCUUACUUCACUACAGCUGCAAGGCUGGGGCCCAUGGAGUUGGUGACCCUGCCGCUGCUCUCCGGCUGUCCAGCCAGCUUAUUGCCUUGGGCGCUGACGUUAGCCUUCGUAGCCGCUGGACCAACAUGAAUGCACUGCAUUAUGCAGCAUAUUUUGAUGUGCCAGAACUUAUCCGUGUCCUGCUUAAGGCAUCCAAGCCUAAAGUGCUAAACUCCACUUGUAGUGACUUCAAUCAUGGGACUGCUCUUCAUAUUGCUGCCUCAAACCUGUGUCUCGGGGCUGUCAAGUGCCUGUUGGAGCAUGGCGCCAAUCCUACCGUCAGGAACGAUAAGGGCCUAGUUCCAGCUGAGGUGGUUCCUGAUCCUAUGGACAUGAGCCUGGACAAGGCAGAGGCAGCCAUGGUGGCCAAGGAGCUGAAGCAGCUACUGUUGGAUGCUGUACCACUUUCCUGCAAUCUGCCUCGUGCUACGCUGCCCAACUAUGACAAUAUUCCCGGAAACUUGAUGCUCUCUUCUCUUGGGCUGAAGCUGGGUGACCGUGUCGUGUUGGAUGAUAUGAAGACAGGAACACUGCGGUUCUGUGGAACAACUGAAUUUGCCAGUGGGCAGUGGGUGGGUGUGGAGCUGGAUGAACCAGAAGGCAAAAAUGAUGGAAGUGUGGGCGGGGUACGCUAUUUCAUCUGCCCCCCAAAACAUGGUAUUUUUGCACCUGUUUCAAAAAUUUCCAAAGCUGUUGAUCAGACCCCAUCAUCAGUCACCUCCACCCCAAGGACUCCUCGCAUGGACUUCUCACGAGUGACUGGCAAGAACAAGAAGGAGAAAAAGGAGAAAGAAAAAGAUAAAGCUCUGCGGAGCAAGUCUGUGUCUGUUGGAAGUUUGGACCCUGAUGGAGUCAAGGUGGAAGUGGGUGACCAGGUGCUGGUAGCUGGACAGAAACAGGGAAUUGUUCGUUUUUAUGGCAAAACAGACUUUGCUCCAGGAUAUUGGUUUGGCGUGGAGUUGGAACAACCAACAGGGAAACAUGAUGGAUCUGUGUUUGGAGUUCGCUAUUUCACCUGUCUGCCCAAGUAUGGUGUUUUUGCACCACCAUCCCGUGUGCAGAGAAUUGGAGGACCCAAGGAUUCCCAGAAUGAUGGUACACUGGUGAAGAAAGUUCAUCAGGUUACCAUGUCCCAGCCCAAGCGUAACUUCACCGCAGUGAGAACGCCCAAGGAUAUCACGUCAGAAAGCUCCAUAUCAAGGUUGCUGUUCUGUUGCUGGUUCCCCUGGAUGCUACGUGCUGAGAUGCAGUCCUAAUGAGAUACUUUUUCCCCUCCUCUUCCAGCUCUACGCCCAAUUCUCUCUUCUCUCAGUGUCCGUCUUUCAUUUCCGCUUCUCUCUUGGAAACAACUAGACUGUUGCCGUCAAUAUUGCCGUUGUAAACCUACACACCCCGUCUCUGGUCGCAGUCCUAUAGCAAAAUCUAGUGCCUUGUUAACUAACGUCCUGCAUUCCGUUUGUUACACUAACAUGUCUAAAAAAUGUUGGGGGGAAAAAAACCUUAAAGAAAGCAAAUAAUAUGUAAAAAUCUUUAGUUUUCUAAGUUUCUGACUUUUUCUUCUUUGGUCUUCUCCGCACUUGAUAUUCCCCAUGUAAAAUGUGACCAAAAUCAUUUAAAAAGUCAAACCACUGAGACAGCAUUGUAAUAAUAAAAACAUGAGCUUUCUUUUGUACUAACUCGAGGCAGCUUUCCUGCAGCUGGGCAAUUUGUUUUUGCUCGAUUCAUGCAUGUGCUGCUAAUAUUUUUGUUGCUGCUUCUCUGUUUUGACCUAUUUUCAAACACUGUCCUACAUGUAGAAGGUUGAAUCUUAUUAACCUCAGAAAAGGCCAAAAAUCCAGUCAGAUUCAAUUUGACAGUAUCAGUUAGAUGAAACUGGUUCACUGCUCUUAUCAGAUUUAUUAAUUUCCGCGUGCAUCUAAAAUUCAGCUGUGUGAAUAUUUAUCUCUUGCAGUUGCAAAAGAAAACAGCGCAUUUAUCCACUUUUUUCCCUGGGAACAAGUUUCUGACAUACUAUUCAGUGAGAAGUAUUUUGAUUUCUGUUCCUGUAAUUAAAAUAUUUGAAACAAUUUUACUGCACUGAAAAAUAACUGGUUUGGACUUGGUUUUGCCAGUAGCAUUCUAUUCUAAAGAAGUUUUCAUUCAUUGAAUUUGACUCGUUCUUAUACAGCCUAGCUAUCCCCCCUAUGCCUAGCUCUUGUGUUACACCUUCAAUUUGUCACCAAAGUUGCCAGUGGUAUAUGUGGUUUCUGUGGCUGCUUGGCUCUCUGCAUCCUGAUGCACCGUGCAUAAGAGAACAGCUGACUUCCCAGUCGGUUUUUAAACUUAAAAUAAUGGUGUCAAUUCUUGACAUAGAUGAAACCAUUAAGCCAUCAGUGUAUUUGCAGUUAUAAAGUACGUUUUUAAACCAAGUUGUAAACUUUGUCCAUAGAUAACUUCAGACUGACACAGCUCAAUAAAUAUUAUAGCAUUGCUUUACUUGCUUGUCUUCCAUCUUGGCUGUUCAAAUUCAGGUGUGGUCCGGUUAGGUGUCAAUGUAGUUAUCCGUCUUGGUACAUGUAGUCGAUUUCUGCAUGCUGUGUUUACCAUGAGCUUGUUGACAAACAGCAUUUUUAGUCUAAUUUCCCACCCGAUUGUCAUUGUAACUUUAGCCAUGCAA
Messenger RNA from Scleropages formosus (Asian bonytongue), 3356 nucleotides. It is a transcript of the gene clip3, whose product is annotated as CAP-GLY domain containing linker protein 3. The record is from RefSeq and is a predicted model, not a curated record. Gene Ontology annotation, molecular function: microtubule plus-end binding. The coding region runs from base 340 to 1956 and encodes 538 amino acids. Lineage: Eukaryota; Metazoa; Chordata; Actinopteri; Osteoglossiformes; Osteoglossidae. Gene Ontology annotation, biological process: cytoplasmic microtubule organization. The transcript is spliced from 14 exons. Gene Ontology annotation, cellular component: nucleus; cell cortex; microtubule plus-end.